CGGCUGACUGCGAUGACGUCAUCAAUACGCGCCGGGAAAGAUGCGUGGUCUGUAAACAAAUCCAUCCAGCCUGCUAAUAAAGAGUAGCUGUCAUUUGUUUACACAUCAUUUCAACUUUUCGUCGCUUGUAAACACUUGUGUUUGGACAACGCCAGGAGCUUAAACAGGACAACAAGCCAUGUCCUGCUUCAGCGGGGACUCGAACUUCUGCCCAGAGUGCGGCACGGUGCUGCCUAUGCCACGGGCGCUGGACGCCGUCACCUGCCCGCUCUGCUCCUUCCGCAUCUCCAUCAGACUUUUCGCUGGUCAGGAGAUCAAAUCCACAGUCGUCUUCAACCCAAUAGAACAGUCGUUGAUGCUGGAGGAGGAGGAGGACUCUGAGCUUAAGGGACCUGUGACGGACCGGCGUUGUUCCCGCUGUAACAAGGAGGGGAUGGUUUACCACACGAGGCAGAUGAGGUCUGCGGACGAAGGACAGACUGUGUUCUUCACUUGUAUACACUGCAGAUAUCAAGAAAAGGAGGAUUCCUGAGAAGUUCCGAUGGUUCUUCUGCGCUCCAGAUAUAGAAUGCUUUGUUGGAUGAUCUGCACUGGGCCAUGUUCCCAUUUAAUGAGGCAUGUCCAGGCGUAUGAUGGCAUCCAUCAAUGUCAUGCGUCGUUAAUGUUGUAUAAUAGCAGCUACUCAGUGUCACUGACUGAGUAGCAUGUUAAUAUAGUUUUGUAUUUGUUUGGAUUACAUUGAUCAUAUCCUUUUACUUGAACACAAGCUAAACUCUCAAAUUGUAAGCAUCAAUUUUUAAUACAAUUUAAGAAAUUGACCUCAUUGCAAUGUUAUAUUGUUUGAAGUACACAGGGUGAAACAAAAGUAUAAGUAUAAAUCCCCAGACAGAUAUUAAUAAAUGAUUUUGUGUAUGGAGGCUCCACUUUUACUGUUUGUUCAAUAUUUAUAAAAGCAUCAAUCAUCACUGAAAGAAAUCACUGACGUUUUAAAAAUGAAAUCAUUAGUUUUCAAGCAAAUUGAGCAUUGUGAAAAUACAGGUUUUUCGAAGCAAUGUUUCAUGGUAAAUAUUGAUUAAAGCAUUACAAACUC
Molecule: messenger RNA, 1090 nt
Organism: Gadus morhua (Atlantic cod)
Lineage: Eukaryota; Metazoa; Chordata; Actinopteri; Gadiformes; Gadidae
Gene: polr1h
Product: RNA polymerase I subunit H
Exons: 5
Coding region: 179-532 (117 amino acids)
Biological process (GO): DNA-templated transcription; termination of RNA polymerase I transcription
Cellular component (GO): RNA polymerase I complex
Molecular function (GO): nucleic acid binding; zinc ion binding
Source: RefSeq, a predicted model, not a curated record